Scomber scombrus (Atlantic mackerel) is the source of this 1335-nucleotide messenger RNA. It is a transcript of the gene nmur3, whose product is annotated as neuromedin U receptor 3. The record is from RefSeq and is a predicted model, not a curated record. Gene Ontology annotation, biological process: G protein-coupled receptor signaling pathway. Lineage: Eukaryota; Metazoa; Chordata; Actinopteri; Scombriformes; Scombridae. Gene Ontology annotation, cellular component: plasma membrane. Gene Ontology annotation, molecular function: neuromedin U receptor activity. Bases 58 to 1335 code for a protein of 425 amino acids. The transcript has 2 exons.
GAACAAACACAGAGAGUGUUGACAACUCCAAUCGUUCCUCCAGCUUUCCUCUCUAAAAUGGAGCUCUCUCUGCAGGGCUCCUCUUCAGAUUUGUCAAAACUGUUUCAAAAUGCCAACAUGACGCUAAACACCACUGGGAACUACUCCGGCAACCAGUUCACUGAAGUCAACCUCUUUGAAAUCCUCGGUCCAAAGCGAUCUCCCUUCUUCCUCCCUGUUACCAGUGUUUACCUUCUCAUCUUCCUCACUGGCUUGUGUGGAAAUCUGCUCACAUGUGCAGUAAUAGCCAAACACAAGAAGAUGCGCAACCCCACCAAUCUUUACCUGGUGAGCUUGGCUGUAUCGGACCUCCUCGUGCUGUUAUUUGGGAUGCCCCUGGAGAUUUACGACCUAUGGCAGAACUACCCAUUCCCUUUUGGCAAGGGCGGUUGCUACUUCAAGACCUUCCUCUUUGAGACGGUCUGCUUUGCCUCAAUCCUCAACGUCACAGCUCUGAGCGUGGAGAGGUACAUAGCUGUGGUGCACCCCCUCAAAACACGGUAUCUGUCUACUAACCAGCAUGCCAAGCGGGUCAUCACCAUCGUUUGGGUGGUGUCGAUGCUCUGUGCCAUCCCCAACACCUCUCUGCACGGUAUCUUCUACCUGCCGGAGAGAAUGGAGGAGUCGGCCAUAUGCACGGUGCUGAAACCUCUGUGGAUCUAUAACAUGGUCAUGCAGAUCACCACUGUGUGCUUCUAUUUUGUGCCCAUGAUAGUGAUUAGCAUGUUAUACCUGGUGAUGGGGCUUCAUUUGGGCAGAGAAAGGCGGCAACGCAGCUGGAAGCUGGGACAGAACUUCAGCAGUGGCACUCGAGUGAAGAUCUGCAUGGAGAGCGGGCGCAGGAGACAGGUCAUCAAGAUGCUUUCAAUUGUGGUGGCAGUGUUUGGAGUCUGCUGGGCACCCUUUCACAUCGAGCGGCUCCUGUGGAGUUCAAUCAGCCAUUGGACCGACUUGAUGCACAAUAUUUAUCAGUACAUCCACAUCCUGUCAGGCGUCCUCUUCUACCUCAGCUCCGCGGUCAACCCUAUCAUCUAUAGCCUGCUCUCCACACGGUUCAGGGAGUGUUUCCGAGAACUCGUGUGCUCCCAGACGGAGGACAACAGCUCUGUCAGAGACUCGCCACCCUUCCCUGAGAUUUUACUGGAUCCCUCUGUCUCAAGCAUGAGGGAUCAGUUCGAGGGUAAGGACUCUAAUGCUUUCAUCCCUCUGCUGUCUCCUAACUUGACACUGAGCAUGGACACGGCAAUGCUCACGUGUGCAUGCAAAGAGACAACCUGUGAGACCUCUGUGUUUUAA